Setaria italica (foxtail millet) is the source of this 885-nucleotide messenger RNA. RefSeq lists its product as uncharacterized. Lineage: Eukaryota; Viridiplantae; Streptophyta; Magnoliopsida; Poales; Poaceae. The record is from RefSeq and is a predicted model, not a curated record. The transcript is spliced from 4 exons. The coding region runs from base 142 to 750 and encodes 202 amino acids.
GAGCUCAGCCACUCGGAGGUCCCUUUCUUUUCUAGCAAGGUGAUCCCGCUAAAAGGUUCCCUCUUGGGUUGGGUCGAUCUGUGGUGGGGUAUCCUGGUGUGCGAUGUUCUUUCCGAUAACCCCAAGCUCCAGUACAUACCGAUGCCUAAGCCCAUGCCAAGCAAUGAGGGGGCUCAAGGUGAGGGUGAGGCAUCAUAUUUCAGAGAUGUCACUGGCUGUGAGGAUAUGAUCACGUUCGUUGAGAUGGAGUAUGUUUAUCAUUACAUUCCAGUCACAGAUCCCAGCUGCUACUCACCCUAUGGAUGGACGGCUGUCAUUGGGUCUAGGAAGCUUGAUUCAAGGGAGUGGAUAAGAAACCAUGUGGUCAACAUUGAGAAUAUAACAGUCUCUGAAGAUUGUCACGGGCGUACAGAUUUGUUGCCUCAGUUCUGCGAGAAUGGAACCCCAUCCUUGAAGAAAAUGCCAAUCGGCACCCCAACUUUGGGUGACUGUAACAAUGUUCUGUACUUGAUGAGCAAGGUUAAGUUCGGGGACACCAAAGGUUGGGUGGUUGCUGUUGACAUAAACUCUAAGAGGUUGGAAGCAGUAUCAACGUUUUCUGCAGCAAGUUUGCCUUGUUUCUCGACAGCCUACUAUCCAAGUUCAUUUUCAAAAUAUUUCAACAAAAACAGCACAGAACUUGAGCUAAAUGCCCAGACUGCUGAUUGUCAAGCAAGCACUGAUACGGAAGACUCCUCUGUUGAUGAGUAGACAUUUCUGGAUAUCCCAAGCUUGUGGGGGAAAUUGAAGGUGGGACUUUUAGCCAGGUUGUCACCAGUCUAAAGAAGCGGCCGUGCAUCUUUUGCAGACAUAUUUGCAGACAUCUUUUACUAGCGUCUAGCUAGU